GACAUGCCUGAACCAGCUAAACCCGCGCCCAAGAAGGGCUCCAAGAAAGCCGUUACGAAAAACGCUCCUAAAUCGGGGAAAAGGAAGCGGAAGAGCAGGAAGGAGAGCUACGCCAUCUACGUGUACAAGGUUCUGAAGCAGGUCCACCCGGACACCGGCAUCUCCUCCAAGGCCAUGAGCAUCAUGAACUCGUUCGUCAACGACAUCUUCGAGCGCAUCGCUGGAGAGGCUUCCCGCCUGGCUCACUACAACAAGCGCUCCACCAUCAGCUCCAGGGAGAUCCAGACAGCUGUCCGCCUGCUGCUCCCCGGUGAGCUGGCCAAGCACGCUGUGUCUGAGGGCACCAAGGCCGUCACCAAGUACACCAGCUCCAAGUAGAUCCUGGCUUUUCAUCAAUCCAAAGGCUCUUCUCAGAGCCACCCACCAAGACUUGAAGUGCUUUAUUCCAUCUGUUCUUACUAGGACUGGUCAAUUACAAUUCACAACUAUAGACAAAAAUAGGUAUUUAUAUAACUAUUUAGUGGCAUGUAUUUUUCAGUGCAGUUCCAGGACCCUCACAUUUAACAAUGUGAUGUCAUAACCAAACAUUCCCAGUGAAGG
Synchiropus splendidus (mandarinfish) is the source of this 600-nucleotide messenger RNA. Its product is annotated as histone H2B-like. Bases 4 to 378 code for a protein of 124 amino acids. Lineage: Eukaryota; Metazoa; Chordata; Actinopteri; Syngnathiformes; Callionymidae. The record is from RefSeq and is a predicted model, not a curated record. Gene Ontology annotation, cellular component: nucleosome. The transcript has a single exon. Gene Ontology annotation, molecular function: DNA binding; structural constituent of chromatin; protein heterodimerization activity.